Messenger RNA from Cyclocybe aegerita, 1656 nucleotides. The record is from the annotation of a GenBank genome assembly. Lineage: Eukaryota; Fungi; Basidiomycota; Agaricomycetes; Agaricales; Hemipholiotaceae.
AUGGGCGCCACAACCCUCCACUCCAGACACUCCGUCGCCCAGCGCAUCCUCGCAGGCGAAUCCCUCAUCGUAUACCGCGGUUACCUCCUUGCAAUCCCCCACAAAUGGCUCCAGGCCCAUCCUGGUGGCGACCUCGCAAUCCUCCACUUCAUUGGCCGAGAUGCGACAGACGAAAUCGAGGCGAACCACACGGAGGACACACUCAAGCUCAUUCCCCGCUACUCUAUCGGGAGAGUCGAGCUUACUGACGGCGUAUGGGAGCCAUUCAUUCCCCCCAUUGCAACCGGUUGGGUUCGCAGACCGGGGGCGUCAGGCAAGCUCGAGUGGUACAGGGAAGCUGCGGAGGCCGUUUCCACCGAGGACACAAAGUUCAAACCCUCCUCAUCUAUCCUCCUAGUCAGCAAGGACGAAAAUUCUUAUGAAGCUUCUGGUCCAUCUCUCGAAUCCCUAAAGCACCCUCCCUCGUCUCUCUCCCUAAAAACCCAGGCUGAGCAUUCCAAAGCCUGGCGCGAGCUGCACCAACGCGUCAUCGAUGCAGGCCUCUACAAGACGCGCUACAUCACAGGCUACGGCCCCGAAGUCGUCCGCUACACUCUCCUCGCCUCCCUCUCCGCGUAUGCCUAUGCCCACAACUGGCUCAUCCCCAGUGCAGUCUUUCUGGGGCUGUUCUGGCACCAGCUAGUCUUCACUGCCCACGAUCUAGGCCAUAUGGGCGUCACACAUAACUGGGCCGUAGACCGCAUAAUCGCGACCGUUAUCGCGGAUUUUAUAGGUGGCCUGAGUAUCGGCUGGUGGGUACAGAAUCACAAUGUUCACCAUCUCGUUACGAACCACCCUUCCCAUGACCCCGACAUCGAGCACCUCCCCUUCUUCGCCAUCUCCCCCGUCUUUCUCGAAUCCCUCUGGUCCUCCUACUACAAACGCACCAUGAAAUUCGACGCCUUCGCCAAGUUCUUCCUCUCCCUCCAGCACAAGCUCUUCUACGUCGUCAUGGCCUUUGCCCGCUUCAACCUCUACGCCAACUCGUAUACUUACCUAUAUAAGAAGGCAUUCGACACCAGGCGCGCGAGGGGCGGCAGCUGGGCGUGGCGCCUCGAGAUUGCGGGUAUCGUGUUCUUCUGGGCGUGGUUUGGGAGGGUGCUCGUUGGAUGUGGGUCGUGGCAGAAGGCGCUGGUGUAUCUUCUCGUGAGCCAUGUUGUUACCAGCCCGUUGCACAUUCAGAUCGUCCUAUCGCAUUUCAGCAUGCCCACCGGCGACCUAGGUCCCAUCGAGUCGUUCCCGCACAGGCAAAUGCGCACCACGAGCGACGUCAUCUGCCCCGAGUCGCUCGCUUUCAUCCACGGUGGGCUCCACCUCCAGGUCACGCACCACCUCUUCCCCCGGCUCCCGCGGCACAACCUCCGCCAGGCCAGCCAGCUGGUAAAGGCGUUCGCGAAGGAGCAAGGGCUGACGUACAACGAGUUCGGGUUCAUCGACGGCAACCAUGAAGUCAUUGGGACGCUCAGUCUUGUUGCUGAGCAGGUCAAGAUUAUGGGGAAGGUGGCGAGUGUGGAGGCGAGGGAGGCGAUUGAGAAGAGGAAUGGUGCUGCGAGUGGUGGAGAGAGAUGCAGGCACCUCAAUGGAAAUGGGAAUGGUAUACACGAGAAACAGGCGUAG